GGAGGAGGAGGAGGAAGAGGAAGAAGGGGACGCGGCCGCUCCGGCUCGGUGUACCUUGCUCCCUCCAGCCGGGCAUGCGCCCCCCGAGCCCUUGGCCCCCCAAAGCCCGAGCCUCCCCCCGGAUCCUCCCCGGAUUCUGCAGCGCGCAGCAUGGGAGCCUUCGGGCGCACGCCGUGGCAACUGCUGCUGCCGCUAAUGCUGGGUGUGUGCAGUGCCCGGGAGGUGGUGAUGCCUAAGGGACCCCUGUACCGCGUGGCUGGCACUGCCAUCUCCAUCUCCUGCAACGUCAGCAACUACGAGGGUCCCUCGCAGCAGGACUUUGAGUGGUUUCUCUACCGACCGGAGGCCCCCGAGUCGGCCCUGGGCAUCAUCAGCACGCGGGACAGCCGCUUCCCCUACGCCGUCUUUGGGCCCCGCGUGGCAUCCGGAGACAUUCAGGUGCAGCGGCUCCAAGGCGAUGCUGUGGUGCUUCGCAUCUCCCGCCUGCAGACCCAGGACGCCGGGGUCUACGAGUGCUACACCCCCUCCACCGAUGCCCGAUACCUGGGCAGCUACAGUGGCAAGGUGGAACUGAGAGUCCUUCCAGAUGUACUGCAGGUGUCCGCUGCUCCUCCAGGGCCCCGAGGCCGCCAGGGCUCAGCUUCCCCUCCACGCCUGGUCGUGCCCGAGGGGCAAGAACUAGCCCUUGGCUGCGUGGCGCGGACGAGCACACAGGAACACACACACCUAGCAGUGUCCUUCGGGCGGGCAGUGCCCGAGGCCCCUGUGGGGAGGGCAACGCUACAAGAGGUGGCCGGGCUGCGGCCUGACCUGGCCGUGGAGGCUGGGGCACCCUACGCGGAGCGGCUCACUGCCGGUGAGCUGCGGCUGAGCAAAGAGGGGUCUGAGCGGUACCGGCUAGUGCUGGGGGGUGCCCAGCCGGAGGAUGCUGGCACCUAUCACUGUACUGCUGCUGAAUGGAUCCAAGACCCCGAUGGCAGCUGGGCCCAGAUUGGGGAGAAGCGGGCAGUGCUAGCCCAUGUGGAUGUACAGACCCUGGCCAGCCAGUUGGCCGUAGUUGUGGGCCCUGGGGAGCGGCGGGUAGGCCCGGGAGAGCCCCUAGAGCUGCUGUGUAAUGUAUCGGGGGCACUGCCCCCACCAGGACCCCAUGCCGCCUACUCUGUGGGCUGGGAGAUGGCACCUGCAGGGGCCCCUGGGCCUGAGCACCUGGUAGCCCAGCUGGACACAGAGGGCAUAGGCAGCCUGGGCCCAGGCUAUGAGGACCGACACAUCUCCAUGGAAAAAGUAGCCCCUAUUACCUACCGUCUGCGGCUGGAGGCAGCAAGGCCUGGAGAUGCGGGCACAUACCGUUGCCUGGCACGAGCCUACGUUCGGGGACCUGGGGCCCGUCUUCGGGAGGCUGCCCGUGUUCGUUCUCGGCCCCUCCCUGUGCAUGUGAGGGAAGAAGGUGUGAUGCUGGAAGCUGUGGCGUGGCUGGCAGGGGGCACAGUGUACCGGGGAGAGACGGCGUCCCUGUUUUGCAACAUCUCUGUGACAGGGGGCCCUCCCGGACUACGGCUGGCCAACAGCUGGUGGGUGGAGCGGCUAGGGGAACCAGGCCUGGUUGCACCCCCUCCCCAGCUGGUCGGCGGCAUGGGCCGGGAUGGCGUGGCAGAGCUAGGGAUCCGACCGGGUGGAGGUGCUGUCAGCGUGGAGCAGGUGGGACCCCGAAGCCACCGACUGAGGCUCCAUGAGCUGGGGCCGCAGGAUGAGGGGAUAUACCACUGUGCUCCCAGUGCCUGGAUACAGCACGCCGACUACAGUUGGUACCAAGCAGGCAGCGCUCGCUCCGAGCCCAUCACCGUCUACCCUUACACCCUUCCCCUGGACACCCUGUUUGUGCCCCUGUUGGUGGGUGCAGGGGCUGCCCUGGUCACAGGUAUCACCAUCCUUAGCACGGUCACUUGUUGCUUCAUGAAAAGACUGAGAAAGCGGUGAACCCUUAGCCCUAUGGUACAAGCUGUCUUCCAGUCCAACUCCCAGCCCGACAUCAUUGUUGCCUAAACUUCCUCUUCCUUUUAUCCCCAAUCUGGUCCUUCUGUCUCUUACUCUUUUUAUUUAUUUUAUUUGGGGGGGACCAGGAUAUCCUCCUCAGCUCUGCCAGGCUGGGAGGUUUUCCGAAGCCGCAGGCUCGGCCCCAAUCCUUCUACUUACCUCAAGUAGAUAUCAGUGCCCUUUUCCUCAGUGCCCCCAAAUCCUGGCUCUCUUUUCUGACCUUUUCCCUUUUCCAUAGGCAUGUCCUUGCCCCUUACUCCAAAACUGUUUUUUUUUCUAAAAUGUGAAUAAAGUUUUUUUUAAUAAAAUCUAAAA
Antechinus flavipes (yellow-footed antechinus) is the source of this 2349-nucleotide messenger RNA. It is a transcript of the gene IGSF8, whose product is annotated as immunoglobulin superfamily member 8. The record is from RefSeq and is a predicted model, not a curated record. The coding region runs from base 151 to 1977 and encodes 608 amino acids. The transcript has 7 exons. NCBI's taxonomy places the organism in Eukaryota, Metazoa, Chordata, Mammalia, Dasyuromorphia, Dasyuridae.